AUGACAGGAGAGGUAGUCAGUGUGAAAGUAAGAAAGCAUCGAGAAAAGAAAACCUAUACCAAAGCAAUCAAUACAGCUGGCAAGAAAGAAUACAGCAGCUAUUGCAGCAAACAUGAGGACAUCAUGCUCGUGCAUGCCCUGUUUUUUGCUGUUGUUUUUAAAAGUGUUAAUAAUAAGAUAGUUAUCUCCAACAUCUUGAUUGUAAUUGCAUUUUCUACAAUAAAAGUCACUAAUGCUACCAUUGUCACCACAUUUGUUAUGUCACCAGUCUUUUAUACAAACUUGUAUACGGUGAAAUGUUGGCUGAAGAUUUUCUCCCGAAAGAUCAGUUAG
Molecule: messenger RNA, 333 nt
Organism: Phycomyces blakesleeanus NRRL 1555(-)
Lineage: Eukaryota; Fungi; Mucoromycota; Mucoromycetes; Mucorales; Phycomycetaceae
Exons: 5
Coding region: 1-333 (110 amino acids)
Source: RefSeq, a predicted model, not a curated record